UACAAUUGAAAACAUGAUUGAAACAAACUCGCAUCUCCAUCUCCAUCUCCAUCUCCAUCUCCUGCGUCGAUAUCUCACUCAGCCACAGACUCACACAGUUUUCAAUUCCUUAUUAUCUCUUUCUCAAUCUCUCUUCACUGUCGAACUGCCGUUUGUUACCGCCGCAAUAAAUCGGUCGUCGCCGGCCACAAUCAGUCACUUCUCAUUCUUCCAGCUUCUCUCUGCAUACCUCACACAUCCACCAUCCGCAUCGCCCCAGCCCCGAGGAGUCAAGUUAGCUGUGAUUCCCUGUUAUAUAGAGCUCGAUAGCUUGUGUGGCUCUAGUUUCUUUGAAAAACACAGAGAUAGAUUGCAUGCUCCAUUAUUGAAGGCAGUUGUUGAUGUGGCUUCCCUCUGCACACUUCGGAUGGACAAUAUAGUGGAUUCCUUGACUACUGCCCAUCAAGAGUUCAUUUCUGCAGCAGCUAGUACAUUGGAAGCAAAGGAGAACUCAGGUGGUCAAAAAACUCCUGCCACUGAUGCUGCACUAGAGAAUUUCAAGCAACGUUGGGAGCUUUUCCGAGUUGCUUGUGAUCAAGCUGAAGAAUUUGUGGAAUCCGUAAAGCAAAGAAUUGGGUCUGAGUGUCUUGUGGAUGAGGCUACUGGCUCUGUUGCUCCUAAACCUGGCCAGCCUGCUCCAAGUGGUCUUCCACCGAUCAGUGCUGUUCGCUUGGAGCAAAUGAGUAAAGCUGUUAGAUGGCUGGUGAUUGGACUGCAACAAGGGUCUGGGGCUGGAGGUGGCAUGUCGCAUCCUAACUCCGCCGCUCCUUUUGAUGCUAGAUUUACCGAAGAUCCUGCUCAAUAGGUGAAACCAACCUCUGGUGCAAGAUUAUUCUUCUUAGCCUUUUCAAAAGAAUUCAGCGUAGGAAGAUAGGCAUUUAUGCCCCUGAUGUUAUCCAAUCAGGAUGAAGGUUCCAGUCUCCAGUCUGUGUAAUUAGGCAAAAUUGGCAGCCACGGCUAUACUGUGAUAUCUGAAAAUGAUGAAGAAUGAAACAGACGGUCUCAAUGAUACUUGUGGCUUACUAUGUGUUAUAUGGGGAAGCAUUGAAACUUAGAUAUUGUACUGUUGUUUCACUUUUCUUGAGACAGAGCAACACCAUUACCAAAAGAGGAUGCAUGUGAUUCUGAUUUUGAUACAACACUGUUUUUGAAGCCAUAUGUGUGAUAUGUGAAGUAAUUUGGCUGA
Messenger RNA from Salvia splendens (bonfire salvia), 1225 nucleotides. RefSeq names its product mediator of RNA polymerase II transcription subunit 32-like. Bases 14 to 844 code for a protein of 276 amino acids. Gene Ontology annotation, biological process: cold acclimation; regulation of DNA-templated transcription; root development. The transcript has 4 exons. Gene Ontology annotation, cellular component: mediator complex. Lineage: Eukaryota; Viridiplantae; Streptophyta; Magnoliopsida; Lamiales; Lamiaceae. The record is from RefSeq and is a predicted model, not a curated record.